Molecule: messenger RNA, 3249 nt
Organism: Colletotrichum gloeosporioides
Lineage: Eukaryota; Fungi; Ascomycota; Sordariomycetes; Glomerellales; Glomerellaceae
Product: Sodium transport ATPase 2
Exons: 4
Coding region: 1-3249 (1082 amino acids)
Biological process (GO): calcium ion transmembrane transport; intracellular calcium ion homeostasis
Cellular component (GO): plasma membrane
Molecular function (GO): ATP binding; ATP hydrolysis activity; P-type calcium transporter activity
Source: RefSeq, a predicted model, not a curated record
AUGGGCAACUCAAAGGCAGCCAAGCCCGACGAGAGUCAUGUCUCUGGGCAGUCAAACAAACCCCUCUCCCACCCCGCCCACGCCCUGUCCUUCCAACAGGUCGCCGAGGAACUUCGCGCCAACGCUCAGGACGGUCUUUCUGCCGCCGAUGCCAAGGCACGCCUCGAGGAAUUCGGCGGCAAUGAUCUCGGUGAAGCCGAGGGCGUCCAGCCCAUCAAGAUCAUCAUUGCCCAGAUUGCCAAUGCCAUGACCAUGGUCCUCAUUCUCGCCAUGGCCGUCAGUUUCGGCAUCAAGUCCUGGAUCGAGGGCGGUGUCAUCACCUUCGUCAUCCUCCUCAACGUCAUUGUCGGAUUCUUCCAAGAGUAUUCUGCUGAAAAGACCAUGGACUCCCUUCGUUCUCUGAGCUCGCCAACUGCCAACAUCGUUCGCGACGGCGAGUCCAUGGUCGUGCCCUCUGGUGAAAUCGUGCCCGGCGAUCUCGUCGAGAUCAAGACCGGCGAUACNCCAUCCCCGCCGAUGCUCAUCGAAGCCGUCAACUUUGAGACCGACGAGGCUCUGUUGACUGGCGAAUCCCUCCCCGUUCGCAAGAAUGAGGAUGCCACCUUCCCCGACAACACCGGUCCUGGCGAUCGCCUCAACGUCGCGUACAGCUCGUCGAAUGUCACCAAGGGCCGCGCCAAGGGAAUCGUCUUCGCUACCGGCGUCUACACCGAGAUUGGUGCCAUCGCGUCUGCGUUGCGCAAGAAGGAUUCCAAGGUUCGCGAGGUCAAGCGAAAGCCCGAUGGCCGCGCCGGUCCCCACCGAUACCUCGAAGCGUAUACCCUCACCUUGACUGAUGCCAUUGGCCGAUUUUUGGGCGUCAACGUAGGCACACCUCUCCAGCAGAAGCUGUCCAAGCUGGCUAUGCUUCUCUUUGGUAUCGCGAUCGUCUGUGCCAUUAUUGUCUUGGGCGCGAACAAGUUCGAAGCCAAGCAGGAGGUCAUUAUCUACGCCGUCGCUACGGGUCUGUCCAUGAUUCCUGCCAGUCUGGUGGUCGUGCUCACGAUCACAAUGGCCGCCGGCACGAAGCGCAUGGUCAAGCGCAACGUCAUCGUGCGCAACCUCAAGUCUCUCGAAGCCCUCGGCGCUGUGACGGACAUUUGCUCUGACAAGACCGGUACCCUUACACAAGGAAAGAUGUUGGCUCGUGGUGCAUGGCUUCCUGGGAUGGGAACAUACACCGUCGAGAACUCGUCGACGCCUACAGACCCCACCGUUGGUGAAAUUCGCUUCGACGAACGUUCCCCUAGACACUUGGACUUUAAGAAGGGAGGCGAUGCAUGCGGCACCGUUCUUGAAACACAACGGCUGUUGCAGAACAGCAAGUCUGGUCUGGCUGCCUUCCUCCACGUUGCCUCUCUCGCCAACUUGGCCACAAUCAGCAAGAAGGAUGAUCAGUGGCAUGCGCGCGGUGAUCCUACCGAGAUUGCUAUCCAGGUGUUUGCCUCCCGCUUCGAUUGGAACCGUUUGCGCCUCAUGACUGGCGACAGCCCCGAGUGGAGUGAGAUUGCGGAGCUGCCCUUCGACUCGGACGUAAAGCGCAUGUCUGUCAUCAUGAAGCACAACAUCUCUGGCGAAUACUUUGCCUACACCAAGGGCGCUGUCGAGCGAGUUAUCCAGGCCUGCACCAAGUACACCCCUCAGGACUCGGGCGAGCUCGUGGACAUCAAUGCCGAAUUCCGCGAGGAGAUUCUCCGCAAUAUGGAAGCCCUCGCUAGUCUUGGUCUUCGUGUGCUCGCCCUUGCUAGUAAGCCUUAUGACGGAAAGCCGAAUAAGGGAGACGAGGUUGAGCGCUCUUCCGUGGAAUGCGAUUUGGUCUUCCGUGGGUUAAUCGGCCUGUACGACCCUCCCCGUCCUGAGUCCGCCCCGGCCGUUCGCCAGUGUCACGAGGCCGGUAUCUCGGUUCACAUGCUCACCGGUGACCACCCCGAGACCGCCAAGGCUAUCGCUAUCGAAGUUGGAAUCCUGCCGUCCCGUAUGGAGCGUGUAGCAAGGAACGUUGCCGACGCGAUGGUCAUGACCGCAUCCGAAUUCGACGCUCUCAGCGACGACGACGUCGACAAGCUUCCGGUGCUUCCCCUCGUCAUCGCACGUUGCGCUCCCAGCACCAAGGUUCGCAUGAUCGAGGCUCUUCAUCGUCGCAAGAAGUUCUGCGCCAUGACUGGUGACGGUGUAAACGAUUCUCCUUCGCUGCGUCGCGCCGACGUCGGUAUCGCCAUGGGACAAUCCGGAUCCGACGUAGCCAAGGACGCUUCCGAUAUCGUCCUCACCGAUGAUAACUUUGCCUCCAUCGUCUCUGCCAUCGAAGAAGGCCGCCGCAUCUUCGACAACAUUCAAAAGUUCGUCCUCCAUGUCCUGGCUGAGAACAUCGCCCAGGCCGGUACGCUCCUGGUCGGUCUUGCAUUCAAGGAUACCCGAGGCCUCUCCGUCUUCCCUCUCGCCCCCGUUGAAAUCGUCUGGAUCAUUAUGGCUACCUCGGGCAUGCCCGACAUGGGACUUGGCUUCGAGCGCGCUGUGCCCGACAUCAUGCGCCGCCCUCCUCAGUCACUCAAGACAGGUAUUUUCACCAUGGAAUUCCUCGUCGACAUGGUGGUCUAUGGCUUGUGGAUUGCCGCCCUGUGCCUGUGCAGCUUCGUCUUGGUUGUCCACGGAUUUGGUGGGGGCCAGCUGGGUGAAGGGUGUAACGAGACGUACAGCGAGUCUUGUGACGUCGUCUUCCGCGCCAGAGCAACGACCUUUGCCUGCCUAACCUGGUUCGCCCUGUUCCUCGCCUGGGAGAUGAUUGACAUGCGCCGUUCCUUCUUCCGCAUGCAGCCCGGGUCGAAGAAGUACUUCACCCAGUGGAUGUACGACGUCUGGCGCAACCGCUUCCUCUUCUGGGCGAUCAUGCUCGGCUUCGUCACCCUCUUCCCUCUGCUGUAUAUCCCUGUCAUCAACACCGUCGUCUUUAAGCAUAAGGGGAUUUCGUGGGAGUGGGCCAUCGUCUUUAUUGCGGCAGGACUCUUCUUCGCCGGCGUUGAGGCCUGGAAGUGGGGCAAGAGGGUUUACUUCCGCCAGAAGAACAAGAAGGCCCACGGCGUCGCCUGGAAGGACAUGGACAUCGAGCAGAGAGUGUUUGGGGAAUACCUUGGUAGCUCUUCCGACGACAACAGGACUGAGAUUGGUGAUGAUGACCAUUACGCGGAGAAGGAAGGCUUGGAGAAGGUUUAG